CAAAGAGGAAAAUUAUUGACUGUUUUCAAAGUGAAACGUGAAUAUAGCAACUUAAACAGGUUCCUAAAAAUUGCGUUCAUGUUCAUAUGUACUACUACUAGCUACCAGGACUCAUAAGACUUCAAAUGGCCGAGGAAGAAGAGCAGAUGUUUUUGACGAGACAAGAGGUUGUCUACACAAGACAAGACCAGCCUGGAGUAUACUAUAUUGCAGCCAGCAAACCAGAGGAUACGUGCUCGACCCAGCUUACGGACAUUUCCUUACCUCGGUCAUCCAGUGGAUUUUCUGAGCUACCUCUUUCGGCAGUAGCAAGUGAGCAUUCUGAUUUCGUCUGCACUGAAAGCAAUGAUGAUGCUGUUGACCAAAUUGUCAACAUGGCAGAACAACAAAAUGAGGUAUCGGCCGUGACGCUGGAAGAAGCGGCAGCAUCUAUUCUUGAAGGCAAUAUCGAUGCUUUAGAUGAGGAACCAGGGGAAAAUCAAUUGUCAGCAGAUGGAGACCUGCAGAUGUCAAACACGAUCCCUAACAAUACUGGCGAGCACACACACGAGCAUGAGGUGGAGAACCAAAAGGAAGAAAAUGUGACAGUUGCUGAAGUAGAUGUAUCCAACCCCAUUGAGCUAUCACAUAACAUAAUUGUCACCAUCAAUGGGAAGAAAUGCAUCCUACAGCAGGAUGCGGCGACAGGCGCGAUGGUUGGGUACCCGCUCCGGAUGGAGGGAGAAGCGCCAAAGCGUAGGAGAGGUCGACCGCGAAAGGUACGACCUGAGCCGGGAACCGUCGAGGCACCCACCGACGCAAGCAAAGGGAAGAAGCCGAGCGAGGAAUGGGAGAACGAAAAGGAGCAAGGGAACAAGUCAGGAGAGGAAAAAGUACCGGAGGAGGAGAAGGAAGAGGAGAAGGCGGCGCAGGGCCUGCUGGAGCUGCGUCAUUCGUCGGGACUCACCGUGAAGAGAAGCAGCCGGAGAAGGAAGCCGGCGAGAAAGUUUGAGAACAUUUACGAUAAGAAGCUGUCGCAGUUGUCUGACCUGGAGCUAAGCUCGAGCAGCGGGGAGGAGGACUAUGAUGAAAAUGACAAGGAUGUAGUGCUGCCCAACCUGGCACCUAACUUUCCCGGAAUGAAGCGCAAGAGGGGACGUCCGGCCAAGCAUUCCAAAUCUGCCCGGCCAACUGUGCCGUUCAACGACCUAGGUGGUCUACUGAUGCCGUUAAAGAGGAAGAGAGGCAGACCUAAGAGAAGUGGGCCACCUCCUCCUCCAACUGUACAGGCGAUAAUGCUGAAAGGAGCUGAUGGUCAGACAAUCUUGAUGACCCUACCCCAGCAGCAACCCAGCGGACGCACCUUAUUGUACGAGGGACAGACAGAGAAAAUUCCUGUGAUGAUUCAGCAAGACACGGCGGCGGCGGCGCACACAGAAGAUGAGCUUGCUGCAAGUGCCCUUAUUCAGGAAGGUGCAGCGGCGACAGACACCACCCCUCUUGUGGACGAUGGCCAGUCUCAGUUGAUGAGCGUAGUUGCGGGGCCUGCUGUGACGUCUCUGCUUACAGAGGGUGCUGCUAAACCUGCCACAGCCAAGGGCAGAGGGCGACCACCCAAGGUCGCAAAAUCAGUAGUGCAAGAAGGACAAGCUACUCUAGUCCCAAUUCGUGCAGACCUUCUUCCUGGUCUUGCUCCAGCUGUAAACUCCGAACCAAUCAAACUUGGGCUGAAGACCUCUGAGAGUUCCAUCGAGAAGCUAAAGUGCUGCAAGUGUGGCUUCCAGGCUUACUACCAGCAGCAAUACCAGGAGCACAUCGUCACGCACCAGGGAGACGUGCACAAGUGCAAGUGCUGCAACUUUCACACGUUCGAGAGUGAAGAGUUGCUUCUUCACUUCAUGGCAAAUCAUCCAAAGUGCAUCUGCCCGCUGUGUAACUUUAUGGCAGAGUACGCCUACAUUAUCAGGCGGCACAUGUUUAGACACAGCCGGGCCGAGGCCGAAUGCGAAAUCUGUGGCAAGAAGUAUAAGGACCAGUACAUUCUGAAAAUGCACGUCAAGCUAGUACACAUGCCAGCAGACGUACUGUUUGAAUGCACCAUCUGUGGCAAGAAGUUCAACAGAAAAGCUCACCUCAAGCGACACAUUCGCACGCACGACCCCGACAAACCGUACAAGUGUCCAUCGUGUGACUACCGUGGUUGUGAGAGGUCAGAUGUGACAAAGCAUUUACUGAUCCACGACAACCCAAAAUUCAACUGUGAACUUUGCGGCAAGAACUUUCGUCACUUCAAGAACUUGGAUCUGCAUAUGAAAAGGCACAAGGGACAGCGCGAUUACAAGUGCGGCAUCUGCGAGUUCUACGGUUAUACGUUCACCGACAUUCGCAAGCACAUUGAGCGCAAGCACGCCGAUAGCAGAGCCCUCAUCUGUGUGAACUGUGGGCUCUGCUUCAAAAAUGUGCAGGAACUUAAAGAUCACGUCGCUUGCAAAUGCGAGUCGUUGGAGGUCGAACAAGUUACGGGUACUGGGGAAGACACGAUGGACGUGGAAGAUAUACACAUAGCCGAGGAGAUCACCGAUGAGCAGCUUGCUGGCCAUAUUGUCAUAGCAUGCUCAGAUGAUAAUUCCAAGAACAUACUCACACAGUCUGAGCUAACAUCUCAGGAGGUCGUGGAAACUCUGGAAGGGGAUGCAACACUGCAAAACCAGGUGCUGAAUAUCUCCGAGACGCAGGCGACGUCGGCGGAUGGCACGCGGCAGAUCAUCGUUCACGAGGCGGACGGACAGAUACUCGUGACGACCAUCGACGGGGUGACGGGUCAGCUGCUCGUCGGUAGCGAGGACCAGGUGUGCAAUGCUCAGAUAUUAACAGCUGAAGAGUUUGAGAAUUUAUCGUCCGACACCAUGGUAGUCGAGGACGAGCAAGGGAGCGAGGGCGUAGCACAGUACGUUGUAACUCGUGGAGAGAACGGGGAGGCUGUACUCAAGCUGGCUGUCUAAAUACAGAGAUGCCAUCAUCACAGCUGUAUAUAUAUAUAUAUCACGCCGUAUUCGUGCCUUGCCACCAUCUUUUUAUAUUAAAAGCUUGAUGCUGCUGCAGUAAACACCAACAAGUGGAAUUGGUGCCAAUGCUAUGUUUGGCGUAGAGUUCUGUGAGUAUGGGAUCUUGUGCGAACACAUGGUUCAUUUAUAUUUUUGUUGUGCACUAACAGAUUGUAUACAGUUGUUCUUUAAAUUAUAUAUAUAUAUAUAUAUAUAUGUUGCAUUGUAAUUGUAAUUAUUAAUCACGAACUGAUUAAAUGCUGUGACAUAUAGAGGCAAACAAGUUUUCAAAUGUGCUGAACUGAAUACCAAGUAUUGUGUAUAUAUAUAUAUAUGUAUAGAAAUAUGAAUUAUUAUAUUAAAUAUCGCUACAUUGAUUACUAAAA
Messenger RNA from Priapulus caudatus, 3409 nucleotides. RefSeq lists its product as uncharacterized. Gene Ontology annotation, molecular function: RNA polymerase II cis-regulatory region sequence-specific DNA binding; DNA-binding transcription factor activity. Gene Ontology annotation, biological process: regulation of transcription by RNA polymerase II. NCBI's taxonomy places the organism in Eukaryota, Metazoa, Priapulida, Priapulimorpha, Priapulimorphida, Priapulidae. The record is from RefSeq and is a predicted model, not a curated record. The coding region runs from base 126 to 2981 and encodes 951 amino acids. The transcript has 19 exons.